This is a messenger RNA of Musa acuminata AAA Group (dessert banana), 2825 nucleotides long. Its product is annotated as glycosyl hydrolase 5 family protein-like. Gene Ontology annotation, molecular function: hydrolase activity, hydrolyzing O-glycosyl compounds. The record is from RefSeq and is a predicted model, not a curated record. NCBI's taxonomy places the organism in Eukaryota, Viridiplantae, Streptophyta, Magnoliopsida, Zingiberales, Musaceae. The transcript has 4 exons. Bases 1032 to 2639 code for a protein of 535 amino acids.
AUCUCUGCUGUCACAUUCCAGAUUUAGUCCCAAAUUGAGUUGCUGUUAUAGGAGUAGGUGGAUUUAGUUUCUACCAUACUAACUCUACUGCACAUUGUGUGUCAGACUAACAUUGGAAAGUUCAUGCGGUUUUACUCCGCAAACCAGAAUACACUAGAGAAGUUCAUCAAUAAUGAGUUAUUCUUGUUGUGAGGUAGGAGGAAGUUUGAUUCCAAAUCACUGUUGCGUGAUGUUGGAUCAAUUUUUGACCUUCUUAACAAAAAAAAAAAAAAAAUUGGAAACCGAAUCACUGGAGCACAAUUAAUAAGCAUUUUCUUUGUAUCUUUUUUGAAAUCUAAGGUGUUCUUCAAGUUUUUGGUAAGUGAAUUAAUGCAAGAUCAUUUAGAUCAUUUUUUUUAUCUGUAAUUUUUGAUUACCUUAGUGGUGUAUUGCAAUUCCCAUAAGUUGUCAUAUAGCGAAGUUUUCUAAAUUAAAUAGGAAAGUAAAUGAAAACUUGAUUUUGAUUUUUAUCUUCUCUGCUGCAACAUUUUCCUUUCUUUUGUGCUUAUAAAAGGUUAGUGAAUAUAUUUUGAUAAGUUCAAAAAUGAUGAGUCACCCCACAUAUUUUGUUCCGGUGGUAUGUUCUCUUCGUACUUUUUUUGCUAUGCGUACCAUUUUCAUUUGUUUACCAUAUUAUUAUUGUUGUUGUUGUUGUUGUUAUUUCUUCCUUUUAUUUAUUUAUUUAUUUUAUUAUCAUAAUAAAAGGAUUUCCUUUGUUUCCUCACAAGUGGGACACGAACUCGUUCUACGUCGAUGGAUGUCUUCAAAGAAAGCAAAUUAUAUAUUCUAUGUUUUCUCAUAAUUUAAAUGUGAUGGAAAUAUUUUUUUUCUCUAAAAAAAUAUCAUUUCUUAAAAAGUAUAUUUUAGAAAAAAAAAUAAUUUAAAUUGUCUAUUCUGUCUCAGUGUAUUGUGUUCCUCUAUAAAUAUGCACGAUCGAAAUCUCGGUCUGCUGCUGCAACAGUCCUACGCUUCAACUGCCACAACCCGAAAAAAUGAGGCCUUCAUCUUCCUUCCUCGGCCCUCUACUUAUCUCUUUAAUCCUCCAUGCAACCUUGCACGACCUCGCCGCCGCCUCUCCCCUCUUCACGGACGGCCGGUGGAUCGUGGACGCCUCCGGCACGCGCGUCAAGCUCGCCUGCGUGAACUGGCCGUCGCACUUGGAGCUGAUGCUGGCGGAGGGCUUGUCCAAGCAACCACUGGCGAGCAUCACGUGGAAUAUCCACCUCAUGGGCUUCAACUGCGUCCGGCUCACCUACCCCACCUUCCUGCUCACCGACGAGUCACUGGCCUCCCUCACCGUCCGGCAGUCCUUCGAGAGAGCCGGCCUCGACGCCACCAUCCCCCUCAUCGCCCUCCACAACCCCACUUUCGUGGACCUCAACCUCCUCCAAGCCUACAAGGCUGUGGUUGCCAAGCUUGGAGCGAACAAUAUAAUGGUGAUACUGGACAACCACAUCAGCAAGCCAGGGUGGUGCUGCAGCAACUCCGAUGGCAAUGGCUUCUUCGGAGACACUUAUUUCGAUCCUAAUGUGUGGUAUCAAGGCCUAAUAAAAAUGGCGACGAUGUUCAAAGGAACCCCCAACGUGGUCGGCAUGAGCCUGCGGAACGAGCUCAGAGGUCGACGACAGAACGUGGACGACUGGUUCACGUACAUGCAGAAGGGCGCGGAGGCCGUGCACGGCGCCAACCAAGACGUGCUCGUCGUGCUAUCCGGCCUCAGCUUCGACAACGACCUGAGCUUCCUGGCGAACAGGCAGGUCGAUGUGAGCUUCCAGCGGAAGCUCGUCUUCGAGCUGCACUGGUACGCCUUCAGCAACGGCGACGCGUGGGUCAAGGGCAACCCCAACAACGUCUGCGGAAGCAUCUCCGGGAGCGUGAACACCAGGGCGGGGUUUCUGCUGGACCGGCAGCUGCCGCUCUUCGUCAGCGAGUAUGGAGUGGACCAACAAGGCGGCAACCUGAACGACAACCGCUACUUCGGUUGCAUCCUGGCGUUUUUAGCAGACAAGGACGUGGACUGGGCGCUGUGGACCUUGCAAGGGAGUUACUACCUCCGAGAAGGCGUCGUCGACAAGGGGGAGUCCUAUGGAAUGCUAACAUAUGACUGGGCCGGCGUCAGAAACCAGACUGUGCUACAGAAAGUUCGAGCGGUGCAACAGCCAUUUCAAGGUCCUGGCGUCUCCAAAACUCCUCCCUAUAUCAUCAUCCUCCACCCAUCCACCGGGCUCUGCGUCAGACAGGGCUCCUUGACAUUCCACACGCUCGAUUUUGGUCCCUGCGACGGCAACAUGCAAGCAUUCCACUACACCCAGCAGCGGACCUUGACAUCCGUAGAUUCAUCGCUGUGCGUGACCGCCACCGGAUCAGGGAAGCCUGUAAAGUUCGACAGCUGCAGCGACUCGGGCUCCUCCUGGGAUCUGGUCUCGGACUCGGGGAUGCAUGUGUCGACCACGUUGCCCGGUGACGGCAGCACCCUGUGCUUGGACGUCGGCCAGAACGUCGUCGUCACAAAUCCAUGCAAGUGCCUCCGCGACGACGCCAACUGCGAUCCUGGGAGCCAGUGGUUUAAGCUCGUCACCAGCGCCAAGGCUAUUCCCUGAUCUCUCUCUCUCUCUCUCUCUCUCUCUCUCUCUCUCUCUCUCUCUCUGUAGAGCUCGUCACCAGCGCCAAGGCUAUUCCCUGAUCUCUCUCUCUCUCUCUCUCUCUCUCUCUCUCUCUCUCAAUAAUUGGCAAGGGAACAAUAAUUGGCAUGUAGUCGAGGAAAACAGAGCAUGUCGAUGCUCAUU